Messenger RNA from Athalia rosae (coleseed sawfly), 844 nucleotides. RefSeq lists its product as uncharacterized. The transcript is spliced from 5 exons. Bases 114 to 719 code for a protein of 201 amino acids. Lineage: Eukaryota; Metazoa; Arthropoda; Insecta; Hymenoptera; Athaliidae. The record is from RefSeq and is a predicted model, not a curated record.
ACAUUUUUCAUGCAUAAUACAGUCAGUCUGAGUUUGAAAAGUCAAACACUUGGUACUGUGCUGUCAACGGUCGAUCCUGCGGUUCUAUUUUUUAGCGACAAAUACCGUUCAGAAUGAAUGAGAUAUUGAAAUUGAAGAAUAAUUUUUCUUCACCUUCGCAAGUGAAGAUCUGCGAACUGAUCAAUCAGCAUGUGUCAUCCACUGACUCCUCAAUACAAGAAUGUGAACAGCGUCUUGCUGUGGAUCGGCAGAAGAUCGAUAAUUUAUCCUCAGAGUUCUCGAUUCUAAAAGACAAAUGUGAUGCUGAAAAAACAAAUCUUGAUGCCAAAAUGAGGGAAUUGAAUGCAGAAAAACAGGAAGUAAAAGCACUGGAAACUGAGCGGGAUAAAAUAAUUAAGCAUAAUUUUAGCCUUGCAAGAAACUGCCACAAGUUAUCAACAAAGAAGCCUAAUGUCACAGAUCAACACAUUUUAGAUCUUGGCAUAAAAAAGUUUGAGUUAUACAAACAGCUUACACGAAUACGGUGGGACUAUAUUGCACUUGAAGAAGCUACAAAGGGAUUUGUCUCUGAUAAAAAAAAAUACCUUCGCACAUUCUGUUUCCCAAACGAUCUCAAAAGUGCAGAACUAUGCGACCUUUUAUGGAGAGAAAUUGAGCGGUCCACAGAAAAAUUCAACAAAGACGAUCACGAAGAUAAAGAAAAUGUAUCCAACACAUGAAUGGGUCGACGCCUGUUGGAGAAAUAAUAUUUUACAAUAACAUUAACCAAAUAAUCUGUAAAUCGUUGGAGUCCCUGAAUUGCUGAAUACGAAAAAUACAUUUUUACGUUUUGUACCAAGCUAAA